Molecule: messenger RNA, 1158 nt
Organism: Brassica napus (rape)
Lineage: Eukaryota; Viridiplantae; Streptophyta; Magnoliopsida; Brassicales; Brassicaceae
Exons: 2
Coding region: 1-1158 (385 amino acids)
Molecular function (GO): nucleic acid binding; RNA-DNA hybrid ribonuclease activity
Source: RefSeq, a predicted model, not a curated record
AUGUCAUGGGUAGCUUGGGAUACUAUGACAAGAGCUAAGAAAGAUGGAGGCUUAGGUUUUAGAGAUAUACAGUGCUUCAAUGACGCCCUCUUGGCCAAACUCAGCUGGCGCAUACUGGAAUCACCCUCUUGUCUACUAGCUCGGGUUCUCAAAGGGAAGUACUUCCAUGAUCAAGAGUUCCUCCAAGUUACACCUCCUGCGAGCUGUUCACAUGGCUGGCGUGGAAUCCUUAUAGGAAGAGAUCUCCUAAAACAGCAUGUAGGAUGGGCCAUUGGAAACGGAGAUAAGGUACUCGCUUGGCAGGAUGAUUGGCUAUCUCUCUCAGAAGUAGAAUGUCCUAUGGGACCUAUACCAGAGGGUGAAUGCAACCUUAAAGUCGCGGAUUUGAUCUCUAUGGAAUCUAAGGAAUGGGAUAAACAAAGGAUUGAAAGAUCAUUCCCACUUCUCCUUGAGUUCACACCAUCGCCUCAGAACAACUUCGAUGUUGAAUGGAAAAAACUGCUACAAGCAGUAACACUUCCCCCCGUGGGCAUGGGUAUUUGUCCUCUAGCACCUUGGAUCCUCUGGUCAAUCUGGUCAGCACGAAACCAAAAAAUCUUUCAAAAAAGAUCCUUCUCUGGACAAGAGACAGUAACAAAAGCUAUUGUGGAUGCGAAAGAAUGGCUGGAGGCCCAGACAGUAGCACUAACCUCUCAGCAUAAGAAACAUCCACAAGUAAGAGAUGGGUUUGAAGUGAUAUGCAGAUCAGAUGCAGCGUGGAAACAGGAGCAUAAAGCGGCUGGAUUAGCUUGGAGUUUCUACCAAAAUCAGAAUGAGAGAAUCAGCUCUCACAAUCAAUCUACAACGUUUGUGAUUUCGUCCCUCGUGGCUGAAGGACUAGCAAUUCGCGCAGCAAUGGAACAUGCAAUCUCCCUACAGAUGCGAUCUGUCCUUUUUGAAUCCGAUUCCCUUCAGCUGGUGACGGUGAUUGCAGAGGGAUCGAGCUUCUCCAACCUUCAUGGCAUAAUAUCGGACAUAUAUCGUCUCUCUGAUUGUUUUGAUUCAGUUUCUUCUAGAUUUUGUUGUAGGGAGUGUUUAAUCUUCGAAGACUCUGUAGCGAAGAAAGCUCUUGUUGACUUUUGCCUAAACCAAGAGGCUACUGGCUUUGGUUUAAGCUAA